Molecule: messenger RNA, 364 nt
Organism: Poecilia reticulata (guppy)
Lineage: Eukaryota; Metazoa; Chordata; Actinopteri; Cyprinodontiformes; Poeciliidae
Source: RefSeq, a predicted model, not a curated record
GUUCAGGUGACGCAGCUGCUGGAGGAGAGGGACUCGCUUAGUCUGCAGCUGGAAACGUCUAAAUGUCAACUCACUGACAUCAUGGAGAUGUUGGAAGGACUUGAGAUGGCCAAAGGCGGAUGGGAUGAGAAGUUCCUUCAGCAGGAGAGCGAGUUGAAGAGGGUCCGCUCUGAAAAAGCAAACCUGGAGCAGCACAUCCUGGGAAUGGAGUCUGAACUGGAGAGCAUGCAGGCAGAAAGCUGCARGCUUACGGAGGAGCUGGAGACCCAGAGGAAGACGUGUUCAGGACGGAAACAGCAGAUAGAAGCUCUCCUUAUGGAGGUCAGCGCCCUGAUUUAAAUAAAUUCACCUGUCUGCAUCAACA